Molecule: messenger RNA, 561 nt
Organism: Dissoconium aciculare CBS 342.82
Lineage: Eukaryota; Fungi; Ascomycota; Dothideomycetes; Mycosphaerellales; Dissoconiaceae
Product: acyl-CoA N-acyltransferase
Exons: 1
Biological process (GO): mitotic sister chromatid cohesion
Cellular component (GO): NatA complex
Molecular function (GO): acyltransferase activity, transferring groups other than amino-acyl groups
Source: RefSeq, a predicted model, not a curated record
AACAUAGAACUCCGUGCCUGCAGCAAAGAUGACAUCCCCGCGCUGAAGCGCAUCACAAGCCUCCUCCUCCCCAUCCCGUACCCGGAGAAAUUCUUCCGCGAGAUCCUCGACGAUCCGGUCACGAAUGACCUGACGCUGGUAGCCAUAUGGCACGAAAAGCGCAGCAGUGAUCCCCAUGAAACCUCCACUUCAAACAACCCUGGUGGUGAUGGUGGAGGAGGAGGAAAGGCGACGUUAAUCGGCGCCAUUCGCUGCAGACUGCUCUCAUCCCUACCAGGCACGGCCGGCAGCAAUAUCCUCGGCGACGAGGCGCCGAUGUUGUAUCUCAGCACCUUAGUUCUGCUGUCGCCAUACCGCUCGCUUGGAGUCGCGUCGCAUAUGCUGCGGAUUCUGGUCAGACGGGCAAUCGAGGACUAUGGUGUUUCGAGGGUGGGCGCGCAUGUGUGGAGUGCAAACACGGAAGGUUUGGAAUGGUAUCAGAGACGUGGAUUUGAGGAGAUCUCCCGUGAGGAGGAUUAUUAUCGUCGACUCAGUCCCAGUUCUGCAGUGGUUAUGCAGCGG